CCCCCCUCCGCGCGCGCGGCGCUGAGGCGGCCCCGGCCCGGCCGCGGAGCCCCCGGGACCCCCGGCCAUGGAGGGCAUGGACGUGGACCUGGACGCGGAGCUCAUGCAGAAGUUCAGCUGCCUCGGCACCACCGACAAGGACGUGCUGAUCGGCGAGUUCCAGCGCCUGCUCGGCUUCCAGCUUAGCCCCGCCGGCUGCGCCUUCUUCCUCGACAUGACCAACUGGAAUCUACAAGCUGCUAUUGGAGCCUACUAUGAUUUCGAGAGUCCAAAUAUCAAUGUCCCCUCCAUGUCAUUUGUGGAAGAUGUCACCAUAGGUGAAGGAGAGUCCAUCCCUCCUGAUACCCAGUUUACAAAAACGUGGAGGAUACAGAAUACAGGGACGGAGGCGUGGCCCCCAGGCGUUUGCCUGAAGUAUGUCGGUGGAGACCAGUUUGGCCACGUGAACAUGGUGAUGGUGAGAUCCCUGGAGCCACAGGAGAUGGCUGAUGUCAGCGUGCAGAUGUGCAGCCCCAGCACCGCCGGAAUGUAUCAGGGACAGUGGCGGAUGUGCACUGCCACGGGACUCUACUACGGAGAUGUCAUCUGGGUGAUCCUCAGCGUGGAAGUUGGAGGACUUCUGGGUGUCACACAGCAGCUGUCAUCCUUCGAAACAGAGUUCAACACGCAGCCCCAUCGCAAGGUAGAAGGAAACUUUAACCCAUUCGCCUCUCCACAGAAGAACAGGCAACCAGAUGAAAACAACCUAAAAGACCCUGGGGGUUCCGAGCUAGGCACAAUCAGCAAAAACACAUGGGGGCCUGCUCCUGACCAAAUCGAACAAGAUCAGAAUGGACUGUCACAAAACUCUGUAAAUCUGUCCCCCAGCAGUCACUCGAACAACUUGUCGGUAGUGACGUACAGUAAGUGAGUGUAUUUUUGGAAAUGUUGGAUUUCUCAGUCUCUGGAUUUUGAUGGGAGCAUCUCCUUCCUCAGGUGAACUGUCAUGCUGGAAUCUGCUGGCUGUUCUCUUUUGAAAAGCUUUAUAAGAUAAGCUGGCACUGCAGUGUAUUCCUGGGGUAGAAGUGUGUUUGUUUUUCCAUCACUUGCGUGUGUUUCUGUCUGCAAACAGCAAUUUCCACGUUCCCAGUCUUUCAUACUUCCCACACAGUUCAGGAGAUGUCCUGGUUAAUUGUCUGCUGAUCCUCCUCUUGGUUGGAUUCUGAGAGCUGCUGAGAACUGCCUCAUUUUGCCAUUUCCUUGUAUUACCACCUGAUUAUAUCCCCAAGAAUAAACAUUUUCUUUCCAGCUGUAGCAAGAUUACAGACUGUUCAUGGCACUUCCUUCCUAGUCAGAUCUGCAGCAGGGCUCUCCAGCCUGGGGUUUGCCCAUGAUGUUGAUUAUUUACAUAAUCUGUGUUCCUACUCGUGGCUCCACAGCCCUGGCUCUUGCAGUGAGGGGAUUUUUGAAGCUGUAGAACAUGCAGGAAAUGGUAUUUCCUAGGAAAUUUGUCCCGUUAAAGGCAGAAUAGUGAAAACUGAGGCCAGAGCUUCCCAUUCAGCCAGAACAGGAAUGGUUUGGGCCCUCACUGCCUUACCCAGAGUGUGCUGGGAAGAGCUGGACUGUGAUUAGAAGCAUUUUCAUAAUGGUCUUCCAACUCUGCCAUGAGAUACAAGAAGUUUUUCUCCCUCAUCUCCCUCCUGACCUCAGUGUGUGUCUGGGUUUGUGUGGGGAUUGUGUCUUCAUCACUGACAAACUUCAACUCCCUGUGAGCUGGGGCAUCCUUUGCUGCCUAUUGGUCCUUCUUCUGCUUCCUGAUGAAACCCCGGAUAACUAAUCUGGACAAUAGAAAUUACAAAAGGAGUUCCUGUUAAUUUGAGACCUGUGACUAGAUCUGACAUUUAGGUGACUCACUUCAGGAUGUAAAGGAGGGAAAUGGAUUCUGUAGGAAGCAUUCUGGGGGUUUUGGUAAAAGCUCUGGUUGAUUUCACUGGAGGCAAAUGUGUAUUGUCACCUUGACAAGGUACACGUGACACUUGUGGGAACACAGAUCUUUUUUCUCUUGGUUUUUUUUCUGGCAUAUUCUCCUACCCAGUUAUAGCCCCAUGUCUCUGGGAAAUACUGUGGUGGCUAGAGGGGCUGGGUGUGCAGGUGUUGUAGCAUCUAUAGGAAUUCUGGUGUAGAAAACACAAGUUAUUCUAUGGCCUUGGCCUAAAAAAUAUCUGACAGAGGUAAGUGCCCUCUCUGAGGAAACCAACCUUGGAACUUGUGGUUUAGGAGUGUCCUUGGAGCCACAGUGGGGUUGGUGGGAAGCCCUGGGCUGGGCUGGGCAUUCUUUGGAGCUGAGCACUGAGCAUUUUGUUUCUUGCCUGUUGAAAAUUGAUUGUGUCUCCAACUUUC
Messenger RNA from Cinclus cinclus, 2379 nucleotides. RefSeq names its product inflammation and lipid regulator with UBA-like and NBR1-like domains (gene ILRUN). The record is from RefSeq and is a predicted model, not a curated record. The transcript has 5 exons. Gene Ontology annotation, molecular function: ubiquitin binding. Gene Ontology annotation, biological process: macroautophagy. The coding region runs from base 68 to 910 and encodes 280 amino acids. Gene Ontology annotation, cellular component: phagophore assembly site. NCBI's taxonomy places the organism in Eukaryota, Metazoa, Chordata, Aves, Passeriformes, Cinclidae.